Messenger RNA from Ostrea edulis (European flat oyster), 1860 nucleotides. Its product is annotated as rho-related protein racL-like. The coding region runs from base 1114 to 1722 and encodes 202 amino acids. The record is from RefSeq and is a predicted model, not a curated record. The transcript is spliced from 3 exons. Gene Ontology annotation, molecular function: GTPase activity; GTP binding. Lineage: Eukaryota; Metazoa; Mollusca; Bivalvia; Ostreida; Ostreidae. Gene Ontology annotation, biological process: small GTPase-mediated signal transduction.
UACCAUGCGAGUUAUCGGACUAGGUAUUCCAAAAAGUAUCAACAUAAAUAACACCAAUUCUAAUUCAACACGGGAACGAGAUUCUUUAAAUUCUGCUCAGAAACAAAGGAAGUGCAAACGGAAGUAAAAAAGGAUGUGAUAUGUACACGCUCCAAGACAUCUGCGUUGAAUGGUCCUGGUAGCAGAGAUGAAAGUCACACACUUGGUGACCCAGAUUUUCAGCACCAGAAUCCACUUUCUCGUACCUCCUAUGUUUAUGAAGUUAUUUCAUUAAAACGUGUCAGAAAACCACUGUACCCUAGCUAAUUAAAACGUUAUCCGGUACACAUAAACACCACCCAGUCUCAAUGGUUCUGUGGAUGGGAUACUCUUGGCGACUCCAUGAUGCCCCUAGAACGUUUAUAUAGUCAUCGCUGGAGACACCCGUCUAUUUGUUUAGUUGUCCGCACAUAUAUAUGCGCGUAUGUUAACAUUGCUUUGGGUACAAUACACCAGCGGCCACUAAGGCUUUCAUUCAUUAAACAAUAUUAAUUUCAUUUUGCUGUGUCCCAUCUGUUUGAAGAUAUAAAUUUAUAAUGAUAUGUAGCUAGGUGUAAACUUUCUCAUUAUUUUUUCUCCGACACACAGUCGCAAACAGAAAAACGUUAAAAAAAAUAUCGAAGUGUAGCCAUUUAUUGUUUUGCUGACGUAUUUCAAUUUAUAAAAAAUAGUUUUAUUCUGCCUACGAGUUUUACGGUUACACACAAUCACUGUGUCGUCAUUAUGGUCAUAUCCUCAUCAUAAAUACGUAUAUACAAGCCAUCCAAAACCUACACACCGUGCAUAAUCCGCUGGGUACUUUAUUCGGACAACAAAGCCACGCGCUUCACGGAACUUAGAAUAGACGAAAAAAACGAAAUCCUGCAGAGGUGUCAAUCCAGGAGACUAAAAGACAAACAGAGAUUAAAGACACUACAUUGAUCACCACCCCAGAAGUUCACGAUAUUGCCAAGUGCGAUUUCUGUUCACUAUCCCAGAGAGUUCAUGUUAUUGACGAGUGCAGCGAGGUGCUCGAGUAUUUAAACCCACAUGUCGGUCUGAUGAGGAGCAGUUGAUGUUCAGUUACUGAGGAAGAUGGUCGUGUCUGGAGAGAUGACUUGUAUACAGUGCACGAUAGUGGGAGACAAGAAGGUGGGGAAGUCCACAAUCAGUAGAGGUCUGUGUGAGACUGAGGGGGUUCUGGACAUACACAUUAACAACUACCAGUCUACAAUCUUUGACAAUAUUGCCGGAACAACCCACUUUGAAGGAGAAGAUGUAACAAUAAAUUUAUUUGACUGCUCAAGUGAGACGGAACAUUCUGCAAUCAGAGAAUUUGCUUACAAGGACAGCAAUGUGUUCAUUCUGUGUUACAGUGUGGUAGACAGGACUUCUUUAGUGAACAUCAGGGACAAAUGGAUUCCAGAAAUUCGAAAAUUCCUUGGCAAAAAAUUUAAACUGUUGGUGGUAGGGACACAGACAGACAUACGUGAUUCCGUGUGUCUGGACCAGGACCCGCCAAUCAAUAAAACCGAAGGUGCUGACUUUGCGCGCCAAAUUGGUGCGGACUAUUUCAUGGAGUGUAGCUCCACAUCUCCGUCCACUUUUUGUGACAUUUUCAAACAUGUGGCCAUGAUCGGCAAAAAGACAAAACGAAGGCGAUCUCCUGUAAAUCUAGUUCGAAGACUGCUGGGUACAAAUUAGAGAUACGACCUCAAAAACUUCUGUUUAUUCUAGUCAAAAUGCAUUCCUCCUGUGCUAUUUAUGAUUAUUUUCAACUUGUGAUACUUUGUUGCUAAUUUGCAUAAACAUGCUAAAAAUUAAAGAAAUACAAAAAUAAAA